Aegilops tauschii subsp. strangulata is the source of this 2372-nucleotide messenger RNA. RefSeq lists its product as uncharacterized. The record is from RefSeq and is a predicted model, not a curated record. Gene Ontology annotation, molecular function: protein binding. Lineage: Eukaryota; Viridiplantae; Streptophyta; Magnoliopsida; Poales; Poaceae.
ACGAGAGUUGUAUUUGAGUUCCAACCAAUUCAGCGGAAGCAUUCCAACAUUCUUGCUUUCGCUUCCACAUAUUGAACGGCUGAACCUCUCGAAAAAUUUCCUGGGAGGAGAGAUUCUGAGAAAUCGGUCUUUGAAUCUUUCACCUUCGCUUAAGAGUCUUCGGUUUUCCCAAAACAAUUUGAGUGGUAGAUUUUCCUUCACUUGGGUUGGAAAUCUCACAAAACUAGAAGAGAUAGACCUUUCAGGCAAUUCGAACCUAGUUGUUGACGUUAAUAUUUCCAGAUGGACAUCCCCAUUACAAUUGAAACAACUACUGCUCUCUGGCUGUGACCUUGACAAGAACAUUAUUGCAGAACCACAUUUUUUACACACACAGCAUCAUUUAGAGGUGCUUGAUUUGUCCAACAACAACUUGUCAGGCAGCAUGCCAAAUUGGUUGUUUACAAAGGAAGCAAGACUACAGGAUCUAAAUCUUGGGAAUAACUCGCUAACUGGAUCUCUGGACCCAAUAUGGCAUAGCCAAUCUUCACUCAGUGUUAUCAACAUACACAUGAACCAUAUCACAGGACAGCUGCCGGCCAACCUCAGCUCAAUGUUUCCAGGCUUGUUUGUUCUAGAUUUUUCUAGUAACGACUUACUUGGGCACAUACCAACGUCAUUGUGCGAGAUCAGCAGCAUGCUUGUUUUAGACCUAUCAAACAACAAACUUUCUGGGGAAGUUCCAUCUUGUGUUUUUACUAAUUAUCCCAUGCUAAUGACCUUGAAGGUCUCAAACAACAAGCUUGGUGGUCUGCUUUUUAGUGGAAUGAGUAAUUUGUCCAGUAUACGUGAAUUGUGUUUGGAUGGUAACAAAUUUAAAGGGACAUUGCCUCAUGAUCUGGCAGGAGAGAAUCUAAGGGUCAUUGAUUUGCAUGAUAACGAGCUGUCUGGCAAACUCGAUACAGCAUUUUGGAAUAUGUCAUGUUUGAAAGGCCUGAAUCUUGCUGGCAACCGUAUAACCGGCAAAAUUGAUCAACACAUUUGCGGCUUCACGGAAAUACGCCUUUUAGAUCUGUCGCGCAACAACCUUACAGGGUCUGUACCAAACAGUUGCUUCAUAGUGCUAAAUUUUCUUAACCUUACUGGGAACUUCUUAUCUAGCGAUAUCUCUUUUGCUCUUUUCAACACAUCAAGUCUAAUUGCUUUGGACAUCAGGCACAAUCAUUUCAUGGGCAACCUCAAUUGGGUAGGUUACCUUGAAAACAUUAGGCUACUUUCGCUGGGCGGAAAUAAGUUUGAAGGGCAGAUCACUCCAAACCUGUGCAGACUCAUGUACAUGAGGAUAAUUGAUUUGUCCCAUAACAAGCUUUCAGGUUCUCUGCCAGCAUGUAUCGGUAACAUAUCUUUCAAAGGUGACACAGAUGACCAAAUUCUUCAUUCAAUUGAUGGGAUUGCUAGUCCAUCCUAUGACACAUUCUAUGUCUUAAAAGACUUCACCUUUGCUACCAAAGGGAAUCUCUAUACAUACGGUCGUAGUUUCUUCAUUUCAAUGGCUGGCAUUGACCUGUCUGCAAACAUGUUGGAUGGAGAAAUUCCUUGGGAGCUAGGAAACCUGAGGCAUAUCAAAUCCCUUAAUUUGUCCAGCAAUUUCUUUGUUGGUCCGAUCCCAACAACCUUGGGCGGCAUGGGGGAGAUAGAAAGCUUGGACCUCUCCCACAAUGAGCUGAGUGGACCAAUACCUUGGCAGUUAACCCAGCUAUCUUCUUUGGGGGUGUUCUCUGUGGCAUACAACAACUUGUCAGGAUGCAUACCAAACUCUGGUCAGCUCAGCUCAUUCAACAUGGACAGCUACCUAGCCAACAUCAACCUUCACAAUAUUACUCAUGGGAAUACUUGUGCUGCUCCCAGUCCAGAUCCUGCUGCGGGGAAAGAUGUAGAAGAGAUGCGCAGUGACCCAGUUCUAUACGUGGUCACAGCUGUCGGCUUUGUUUUUGCAUUUUGGGCUACUAUUGGGUUCUCAUUUUGCCAUCCUUAUGGAAGAUCUGUAAUGCUUAAGCUGUAGUGCUUGAGCAAUUACACAUUGCAAGUUAUGUAACUGAACCGUACUUCAGUUGUGUACCACUUGAGCAUUACAUGUUAUAAAUGUAUACUUUGAAUGUAAGAUCGACGGAGCUUCCUUGAAUUUCUUUCUUGCUCUGUAAUGUAAACUACAUUGUAACAGAUUGUGCUAUUUAUUAAAGAGAACGCAUCAGACCCUUUACAUCUGCAGCAAUAAUAGAGGUUCAUGCAGUCAUCCUAGUAAAGUGGCUGCUAAUUCCUUCUCUUGCUUGUUCUUGACGACCCUUUCAAGAAUCUGAUUCUAUGGCCAGUGGCACCAGCAUACCUCCUUCAGA